This is a messenger RNA of Plasmodium berghei ANKA, 6114 nucleotides long. Its product is annotated as erythrocyte membrane-associated antigen, putative. Gene Ontology annotation, molecular function: 5'-3' DNA helicase activity. The record is from RefSeq and is a predicted model, not a curated record. Bases 1 to 6114 code for a protein of 2037 amino acids. The transcript has a single exon. Lineage: Eukaryota; Apicomplexa; Aconoidasida; Haemosporida; Plasmodiidae.
AUGAUUUUAAAAAAAUAUAAGAAAAUAUCACUAGCAAGUCAAUACAUGUAUAUUUUUUCAUUAAUUAACGUAUUGCAAACAGAAAGUAUUAUAGUAAAACAAAGUAAUUCGCACAUUCACAGCUUAAUUCCCUUUUCAUGUUCAGCACACAGAAAAAACAAUCGAUUAAUAUUAAAUAAUAUCAGCUCAAAUAAAAAAAAUUAUAAUGCUUUUAUAAAUAUAUCGCUUAAAAAAUAUAAAAUGAGCAAGAAAGUCUCCAGUUCCAUAAAUAUGAAUACAAAUAAUGACGAUGAAAACAUCAUAAAUGAUAAUAUAUUGUCAUUUAAUAAAAGUAAUAAUGACGUAAAGGGUUAUAAUAGAAACUAUAAAAAUAAUAAUAGAUAUUCUAUAUUUAACAAACAGUAUAAUAACCCUAAUAAUAGUGGAAAUAACAUUAACAACUUUAUGAACAAUAAUAUUCAUAUCAAUAAAAACAAAAAUAAAGUUUCCAAUAGUUAUUUAUCGAGUAAUAAUAAUAACAGUAAAUAUCCAAACAAUAACCAUAAUUAUUCGAAUAAUUAUAAUGGUUAUUUUAAUAGAGAUUCUAAAAACAACAAUAAUGAUUCAAACCAUUUAUUAAACGAAGCAAAAAUAAAUACAAGUGCUAAGUUUGUAAAUUCUAAUAUUAAGGACAAUACAAAUUUGAACAAAAAUAAUGACUCUAAUUCACAUAUCAAUGAUCAUAAUAUAAUUCAAAAAAAUGUAAACACUAAUUCAUACAAUAAUGAAAAUUCGUUGAUAAAAAAUCCUAAAGAAAAAACUGAUUACAAUAAUAGCAAUAUAUCAACGAGCAGUGGAAUUACUACUAAUAAAUUUCCAGUUAAUUCAAAUUAUCAAGAUAAUUCAAUAAAAAAUGGAAAUUAUAAAAAUCAUUCUAAUGAAAAAAGGAAGGAAAACGAAUCAAUGAAUAAUAAUAACAAUAAUUAUAGUAACAUGAAAGGGAAUGAACGAUAUAACUAUUUUCAUGAUAAUUAUCAAAAUAAUAUGAAAUAUACCAUGAAGAGCGCAUUUAAUUCAGGAAAAAAAAAAUUACCCACAUAUAACAAUAAUAAUAACCAAUAUAGCAAAAAUAAUGGGCAUACAAGUUACAUGCAAAAAAAUUUUAAAAGGGAAGUUUCAGAUGAGAUAACAAGUAUUAGUACCAGUGAUAUAAAUAAAGUUGAAGACCUUAAUAUGAACUCAAUAGAUAAAACAAAUAACAUGCUAAAUACCAAAGAUGCAUGUAAUGCUAACAUAGUUAAUAAUAAUAGUGACGAUGUAAACUUGCAUGGUAACUACAACAUUGAAAAUAAUAAUACAAAUGUGAAUGUACACAAAAUAAAUAACAUAAUUAAAAAUAAGGAUAUAAACAGAAAUGAAAAUUUUGAUAAUUUUCAACAUGAAUCAUCACAAAAUACAUAUGUAAAUUCAAACAAUAUGAGAAACUCAAUAAAUAACCAAUUAAUGCAAAAUAGAAACAUAAAUAAAAUUUCAUCAUAUAAUUAUAAUGAUGCUAAUAAUAAUGCAGGCAAUUUGAUGAGCAUUAAUAUGACUCAUGGGAAAAAUGAAAAUCGUAUGAAUGUGAUAACAAAUAAUUCUAAUCAUGGAAACAGCAAACUGUUAAACGAAAAUGACAAAGGAGCAAACAUGAUUAUGAAUAAAAAUGUAAGAAACAUUUCUUAUGAUAACAAAAGUAAUAAUUAUAAUAAUGAUUCUAAUAAAUUAAAUAAUUAUGAUAAUUUGUCAAAUUCAAAGAACAUGAGCAACUUGGGGGGCAUUAACAAACUGGAUAAUUCAUUAGAUGCAGAAAAUAUAAACAUACAUACCCCUGGAAACAAUUCUACUGGCACCCUGAAUUUAGACUCUGAUGCAUCUAUAUAUUUUGAUUUUAGUGAUUUUGUAAAUUACAUGUAUAAAGAUGAAAAUAUAUUAACCAUUUUUUAUAUAAGAAAAAAUUAUUUAAAAGCAGAAUCCAAAGAAGAAUUUGCAAAUGAAAAUGAUAAAAUAAAAUGUUCUAUUAUAUGGUCGUUUGCAAAUAAUGAAAAAAUUACCGUAUUUGGAUUACAUAAUACUAAAAAAUUAAGUAAGAAAGUAUGUGUAAAAAAAAUUUUAUUAAAAUUAAAAAAUAUAUCCCUUUUAGAACUAGAUCAAAUGAGUAAAUGGAUGAUAAACAGCCUCAAUGUUAUAUUAAAAGUGGAAAGUAAAAAUGUGGAAAAUACAUUUAAUAAUAAUAUAUAUUGUACAAAUAUAAAAUGGAAGGUUAAUAAUAAAAUAUAUCAAUCAAUAGGUUUGCAUGCUCAUGAAAAAGUGGCAGAAAUUAUAGCUAUUCAAAAACUAUAUAUGACUUUAUAUGAUAUUAAAGAUCAACUAAUUAAAGAAACAGAGCAUUCUAAAAUGUCGGAUGAUAAAAAAAUGGGAAAAAUGCAUAGCAAUAGUAAUAAAAUGUAUGAAAAUGCUAUGUUUGGAAAAAUUAUGAACAAUAAUAAAAGUUAUGAUGAAUCCAAUAUGAACAAAUUUGGCGGAAAUCUUCCAAAUUUAAAUAAUUAUGAUGAUUUUUAUAUUAACAAUGAUAAUAACAGUAUCAACAAUGGAAUCGCCAACAAUUUUUCUAACCCCCCAUCUUCUGAUAAUCAAUUAAUGCAAACGCUAACAACUAAUAUGUAUAAUAGAAAUAUGAGUAACAGUAUAGACAUGAAUAACAUGCCUAUUAAUUCAAAUAACAAUAAUAUGAACUUUCAAAAUUGGAAUAGCAAUUCUCAGAAUACUAACGAUAACAGCAGCAAUCACAACAAUAUAGGCAAUGAUAAUAUAAAUGGAAUGAAUUCUGAAGUGCCAUUACCACCUGGAAUAUCGGACCCAUCAGAACUUAUUGUGUAUGGUUUAACAAAGCAAGAUGCUAGCAGUAUACAGAUGUUGAGAAAUAAUAUUGCUUCAAGAUAUAAAAUUCAUCAAAUUGAAACAUUUGAACAAGUAUACAAUAUAUAUAAAUGUACUUUAGAAUGGGAAUGGAAAAAUGCCAAAAUAUCAUGUAAGGCAAAAAGUUUUGGUUAUGGAAGUACAAAAAGUUUAGCGAAAUGUGAAGCUGCUUAUGAUAUGCUAGUAAAAAAUAAUUUAAUAGAAUAUGUUUCAUCAACUGAUAGGAAAAAUGCGCAAUAUAUAAGAGAUCUUAUUUCAAAAGAUUUAACAAAAGCUCUUAAUUUAGCUAUCCAAUUUAUAAUGCAAUAUAGUAGUAAUGCGUGGUCUAUAUUUGUAGUAUAUUUACUUAGAGAAUUGUUGAUAGAUGGUAAUUAUGAUCACAUAAAUAGACUACUUAACACCCUUGUUGAGGUUAGUAAAGAAGGAAGAAUAGAAUCUGAAAAAAUAAAUAAUUUAACCAAUAACGCCAAUUAUGGAAAUUCUUAUAACAAUAAUAUAUGUGGCGGUAGAAAUUCUAAUUCUAUGAACAAUAAUAAUAUUUCAAAUAACGAAAUGAACUUUAAUCCAUCAGGAAUGAAUAAUAAUGGGGCAUGUGUAAAUGCCGAUAUGGGAAAAGGAUUGUAUGAAAAUAAUUCCUGUGAAGAACAAUAUAUUGAUAGUUCUAGUAACUUAUUUUUUUGUAAUCCAUAUAUUAAAAAUCAAAGUGAUAAUAGUAAUUAUGUACACAAACUUGUUUCAAUAGAUUUAUGGGAAAAAUUAAUUGAUGAAUGUGUAAUUGUUUUAAACGAUAAAUUAUGUUUCCAUUGUAUUAGCUUAUUACGUGAAAUAGAAUUGGAUUAUUCAAUUUUUAUAUCUAAAUGCGCACAUGAUUAUUAUAAAAAAUAUAGAAUAAUGUUAGCAUUAGAAUUACAAGCUAAUUUGGCACAAAGUAUACAAGAAAAAAGAGAUUUCGAAUAUUUACAUGAAAAUAAAUCAUUAUUGUUAAAAAUGAAAAGUGUUACUAUGCCUAUUUUGUCAUUUACUUGUACAUUAACGAAUGAAGAAAAGGAAUGGAUGAAAUCAACUCAAAUGAGAGAAGAUGACAUUGUUAUAUUGAAGCCAUAUGAUAUGCUAUUAAAAGAUGAAGAUGCAUGGUCAAACAGUUUAAUAGGUAGUAUAACAAGUACAAAAAGUGAUAAUACGGUUUAUAAUAUUAAUGUAAGAAUAUUUUCUGCAGAAAAUACAAAGAAAGGAAAUAUUAAAUACACUAAAUAUAAAUUAUAUUUAUUAUUAAAUAUAGUUACACAUGAAAGAAUGUUGCAAGCACUAAGAUCAAUUACAUUUAUAAGUUCAGUUCCAACACAAUAUCAAUCACCUUAUGUUUUUACUCCAGAAAUUCGUUUUCUAAUAUUACAUACAUAUAAUAAGCAUGCAAAAUAUAUAGCACAAACUGGAAAACUGAAUGAAGAAAUUGCUGAUUAUGAACAAAUUAAAAUGAAUUUUCAAAAUAAUGAUGCAUCCAAAAACUCACAAGAAGAUAUUUUAAAAGAUUAUAGUAGAGAAGCAAAAAAUCCAUAUGAGGAUUUAUUAAACGAAGCAUUGAAUAAACAAAUUGGAAAUACAUACCUUGAAGAUGUUGACCAAUAUCUAGUUGAAAGUAUUAAUUUACCAACUAAUUUACCACUUAACGAUUCUCAAAAGUUAGCAUGUUUAAGCGCUUUGACACGAAGAUUAACUUUAGUACAGGGGCCUCCAGGUACAGGUAAAACGCAUGUCGCAUGUGCUAUUAUCGAUAGUUGGCAUAGGCAAAACAGCAGCAAAAAAAUAUUGGCUGUUGCAGAUUCAAAUGUUGCUGCUAAUAAUUUAGUAGAAGGUUUAAAAAAAAGAAAUAUUCAAGCUGUUCGAGUAGGGGCUGGUAGUGAUAGCGAUUUUCAUGAAGAAGCUAUAAUGGAAUUUCAUAGAUAUAAAGAUUUAUUAAAACUACGAAAAAAUAAUAUGCAAAAAGAAGCUAAAGUUAUGAAAGCAUUAUUAUUUCUUGAAGCUGUUAAAAAAUAUAAUGUUGUUAUAGCUACCUGCGUUGGGUCAGGCCAUGAAAUUUUUGAUAAUGAAAAAUUUGAAAGAGUUAUUAUUGAUGAAUGCGCACAAUCAAUCGAACCAUCUAACUUAAUUCCCUUAGGUCAUUAUUGUACCAAUUUAGUCCUAAUUGGGGAUCAUAAACAAUUACCUCCAACUAUUAUAUCACCAGAUGCUAUUAAAUUAGGAUUAGAUAAAUCAUUAUUAGAAAGGUUUGUUAUGGCGAAAAUCGCACCAAUACAUUUAUUAUCAACACAAAGACGUAUGCAUUUAAGUAUUUGCACAUUUCCAAAUUUUCAUUUUUAUGAUAAUAAAUUAAAAACUGCUAAUGUUACUGAAGAAAACAGACCCAUUAUUAAAGGGUUCUUAUGGCCAAAUCCCAAAUGUAGGUUAGUAUUCAUAGAUGUAUCAUUAGGUAAACCAGGAAGUAAAUUUGAAAACGCUUAUGGAACAUCCAAAUUUAAUUUAUAUGAAAUAGAACCACUGAUAGCCGUUUUAAAAUCUAUUGUUAAUGAAGGAUGUGUAUCAGUUGACGAAAUCGGUAUUUUAACUGCAUAUGAUGCGCAAAAAAUUAAAUUAAAAAAAGCAGUUCAAGAAACAUUCCCAUAUGAAGCUGCACAUAGAAUAGAAAUUGAUUCAAUUGAUGGAUUCCAAGGAAAGGAAAAGGAUCUAAUUUUAUUUUCAGCGGUUAGAUCGAAUGCAAAUAACGAGUUAGGUUUCUUAAGAGAUGCAAGAAGAUUAAAUGUUAUGUUAACAAGAGCGAAAAGAGGAGUUAUCAUAUUUGGUGAUCAAUUUACAUUAGCAAAUGACCCAGCCAAUUGGUUACCAUGGCUCAAAUGGAUAUCAUCAAAAAGAGCAAUCGUCCAUAUAACUAAAUUAAAUGAACAUUUAGAUAAUGCUGAUUAUUCUCUAAUGGAUAAAUUAAACAAAAUUAAUAAAUCUGUUAACUUUAAAAAUGUAAAUGUUUCGGAUAACUACUAUUUUUAUGGAGAUGAUACUGGGUUCUCAAAUGAUUAUGACCCAAAAUAUAUCCAAUCUACCGAUAAUACCAAUAAUUCAGAUUUAAACAACCAGAUAGCAGAAGAGCAAGUAGAGGAAAUUGUAGAAAAUUGGGAAGAUUUGCUAUAA